CCUUGCCUAGUUGAGGUUCCUGACACUGUAUUCCCCAGGACGGGCAGGUAGAGAGCACGGAAUUCUUGUGGGGGAUUAAAAAUGGAUUUAACGUAUGUAGAACAAUUAACUGAAAAAGGUUCAGCGACUCCUGAAUUAAGUUCCUCGACUGAGGAUUCGUUGAAUUCCUUGGAGACGCUCUUUUAAGAGUAUCGGAAUACAUAUUCAAAUAAUCUGAUACGUUUGACACUACCUCUGUCAUCUCGAAAUGCAGUUUAAUACGCCUUUGUUAUUCCUAAUCGUACUGAGAAUUGGAAUCCUGGAUUGCCACAAUGUUCCAUGUACCUUCAACACAAUGUGCCUAUGCUGGGUGCAGGAUGACACAGAAUAUACGAAGAUGGAUAUCAGCUGUAUGGGCGUACCAUUCGCCAGGUUUCCUGAAAUAUCGGUAAGCUACGUGGCACAGCUGGAUAUCGUCGGAUCGGGCAUGCAGAUUCUUGAGAACGAUGCAUUGGCCGGCUCCUCUGUGGAAGCUUUUGGACUUAUGAGCAAUAGACUAACUAGUAUUGCUGAUAAAUCCCUUCUCGGAGUGGCCGAGAGCUUGCGUUCUCUUGACCUGAGUUACAAUACCUUGGAGGAAAUACCAUUCAGAGCUUUUCAAAGCUUGAGGAGGCUCAACUGGCUCAAUAUGCAUAGUAACCAUUUGACGACGCUCGAGGGAGAUUGGGGUCACGUCAGGAACACCCUGGCCAGUGCAUUCUUCGGUGACAACUUUAUCAACGAGAUCCCCAAGAGUUUUGAGAAUUUUAAAUCACUCGUAUGGUUCAAUCUGGACAAUAACAAUUUGCAGAUGAUACGCGAAUCGUGUCUGCCACCGAGCAUACAUACCCUAAGUCUGAAUAACAAUUUGCUCAAAUCAUUUCCAACGAGUCUUGGUGAUCUACCUGCCCUGAAUUGGCUAUAUUUACGAGGAAACAAUAUCAGGCACCUGGAGUUACCAAUUUUUCGUAAUCCUAACGUCGAGUUAUUGGAUCUCAGCGAAAAUUUUAUCGAGAGCAUCGCCAGUCCGAGCUACUCUAACUAUACUAUGCAUGUUAGAGACUUCAACUUGGCUAGUAAUAAACUAUCCAAGUUGCCAGCUGACAUGUUCACUGGUCUCAGGGUACGCAGAAUACAUCUCUCUUCGAAUGGAAUUCAAUCAGUAGAUAAAAACACUUUCCGUGGUCUCGAGGAGAGUCUCGAGUAUCUCAAUCUGGAGAACAAUGAACUGAGUGUCGUGCCCGAGGCUAUAGAAGGUAUGGAGAGGAUAUCCUAUCUUUAUUUGGCGAACAACAACAUCGGUAAUAUGACCUCGGAGAACUUUCGUGAGUUUGCUGAGAUUCUGAAAGCUCUAUCAGUAGCUACGAACAACUUGAGACAGGUCCCGGUGAACGCCCUGGAGCGAUGUCAGCAACUGUUACACCUCAACUUGGGAUACAAUAAGAUACAAAGCAUUGAACCUGGUGAAUUCGAGUGGGCAGAAAGCCUAGAGAUUCUUCUUCUACGGAAUAAUCUUAUAACCAAAUUAAAAUCUAAGACGUUCAAGGGUGCGAGUGAACUGAAGGAACUCAGUCUGUCAUUCAAUCAUAUAACGGAACUCGACGACGACGCCUUUCUCGGUAUUGAGACCUUGGAGAUUCUUGAAUUGAGCUUCGCCUUCGCCACGGAUAUUUUUCCUCGACUUGCAAUUAAGCCACUCACUAAUCUCCUCUGGCUGGUUCUUGACAAUAACAAUUUCCAAACAGUCGACGCGAGUGCCUUUUAUUCACUCCAGAAGCUCAGGUACCUCAAUCUAGAGUCUAAUAGACUUCAUUACAUUCCUGAGCAGGUAUUCCUCUCAAGUAUCCAUUCGGAGCUACGUGACGUUAAGCUUGGCUACAACUUCCUCGAGAGUAUACCUCAGGAUACCUUUCACAAACUGACCGAGCUGAGAUCCCUUGACUUCACAGGAAAUCGUAUACACGUCAUACCAGCUAAAUGCAUCUGGGAUUGUCCUAAGCUCUUGACGCUUUCACUGGCAUAUAACAAGAUCACUCGAAUGGAGAAAAAGGCAUUUCAGCAGCUGAAUAAUCUUCAGUUCCUGCACCUGGAAUUUAAUAAGCUGUCAGUCCUCGACUUGGAGUCUAUAAGUGAUAGUGGAUGUUCAGACUUCAGUCUAAACGUUUCCUACAACGCAAUAAGUACAAUAAAUCCAGGUUCUAUAAACAAUCUGACUCAUCUUGAUCUUGCGUUCAACAACAUUACUCAUUUAGUUAUGGACGUCUUCAAAGGCACACCGAAUCUGAGGACAAUUGAUCUGCGCAAUAAUCGUUUAAUGAGUUUGGAACCUGACACUUUUGCUCUGGCACGUCUAGAGAGUUUAAACUUGAGGAGCAAUAGAUUAAAGUCCAUCAGAAAACAAGCGUUUAAUGGAUUGGAGCGUCUUCAGCAGUUGGAUCUAGCUGGUAAUGAUAUUAACCAAUUGGCUAUGGAACAAUUUCGCUACCUAAAGAACUUGCGGGUUUUGGAUCUGUCCCGCAACGAGAUUCGUUCCCUUCUGCAGAAUGUAUUUGAGGGUACCCGGGUGGAGAUCUUGGAUCUGAGUCACAAUAGACUGACAGCAGUUCCCUCGCUGGCUUUUGCUGAACUUGGGUACACUCUGAGGGAUCUAAAUCUAGCUGACAACCUCAUAGAUCACCUGGACUCCACUGCGUUUCCAACUUCUUUAUUGACUUCCUUGAACCUGGCACGAAAUCGCAUUACGAUAUUGCCAGACAACUCUUUUGUCGCACUGGGCAAACUUCUUGUCCUGAAUAUGACGCACAAUAGUCUACAAGCCAAUUUUAAGGAACUUUUCCAUUACUUGCCUGACCUGCGUCAACUUUAUCUCGCCAAAUGUACCUUGAGGAAGAUACCCGUGCUACCACUGAAUCAGCUGACCUUCCUUGACGUGUCGUCGAACAACAUGCAUUCUAUAUCAGAUAGUGAUUUUCAAUAUCUUGAUCAGCUAAAAGUUCUUCGACUUGUAAAUAACAGCUUGUCUGCUGUACCAAUACUGAAACUGAAUUUUCUCAGGGAGCUCGACAUAUCUGGAAAUGCUAUAGAGGAAUUGACCAAGGAAAGCUUCUCCGGGUUUCCGAGACUAGACCGACUUAACCUGAAAAACCUAAACAAGAUGAAAUCUGUAGACAAGGACUCUCUACGCGAACUGUAUUACCUAAAACAUUUACAGAUCCAAACAUGGCCCCAAGCUGACGGAUUUCAUCUUCGAUAUUUAUUGAGUGACUUGCCACUACGUACGGUAGAAAUUCAAGUGAGCGAGCAUUUGCUCAAAUAUCAAAUUCAAAACGUCUUCUCAAAACAUAUCAAAGAGCUAACUAUAACUGGCCACGACUUGGAGACCAUUUCCUCUGAGGCAUUUUCAUCGAUCGAAGGUGGCGACUUCAUCCUGAGGAUUCGAGACACGCGAGUUCAGCGAUUCCAAUCAGAUAUAUUUUUAUCGUUAACAAAACGACUCUCACAAUUGACUCUUGAUCUGAGAGAUAAUAACAUAAACGAACUGAGUCCGUCCAUCAUCUACGGGAACCUCUCCUGGGAAGCUGUAGGAACAAACAUGGUUGCAGGUGGUCUACAAGUUUCUGGAAAUCCACUAGAAUGCGAUUGCGAGAUCGCUUGGCUGAGUCUUUGGCUACGAAGGUGGCUCCGGGAAUCACGUCAGAUACACACAGCAUCACAAUCAGACGCAAGACAGUUGCGCAGUAUUGCUGGAAGGGCCGUCUGCACAGAAACCACGACUUCCUAUUCCUCAGACAAAGUUCUUCUAACUCUAGGGACACCACACACAGCCUGUCAAGCAUCUGCAUUGAGUUCGGCGAGUUAUGGAUUUUAUCCUGUCUCGUUUCUAUACAUCGUGGUUGUUUUUCUACUAAGUCAAGUAUUAUCAACACUACCUUCAAAGGUGGGAAGUCAAAGAAUAUUAGCAACAAAUGGAUGAACAAUAAAAAAAAAGCAAACAUGUU
Cephus cinctus (wheat stem sawfly) is the source of this 4016-nucleotide messenger RNA. Its product is annotated as chaoptin. The transcript has 6 exons. Bases 248 to 3991 code for a protein of 1247 amino acids. Gene Ontology annotation, molecular function: protein binding. The record is from RefSeq and is a predicted model, not a curated record. NCBI's taxonomy places the organism in Eukaryota, Metazoa, Arthropoda, Insecta, Hymenoptera, Cephidae.